AUGAAAGCCAGACAGCUUUCACACAGGAGUCCUGCAGGAAGGGCUAAAGAAUUAGACAAAAUAUGUCUAUUUCAAAUGGACUACAGUUAUCCCGUGCUGCCUAUUUUGAACAGUAGAGAAGAGUUAAUUUCCCUGAUUGAGAAUAAUUCUGUUGUAAUCAUACAUGGUGCGACUGGAAGUGGUAAAAGCACUCAGCUGCCACAGUUCAUCUUAGAUUACCAUAGUCAGAAAUCUGCAUAUAGUAAUAUCAUUGUUACACAACCACGUAAAAUUGCUGCACGCAGUAUUGCUACUUGGAUAAGCAAUGAACGCAACUGGACACUUGGAGGCAUAGUUGGAUAUCAGGUGGGAUUGGAAAAGAAGGCAACCGAAGAUACUCGUUUAAUUUACAUGACCACUGGAGUACUCCUGCAAAAGAUUGUUGCUGCGAAGAGCUUGGCAGAAUUCACACACAUUUUUAUAGAUGAGGAGGUGGUGAAACAUAAUGAUGAUUUCUUCUAUGAAACGCUCUUUCAAGAAUAUUGA
Bombina bombina (fire-bellied toad) is the source of this 525-nucleotide messenger RNA. Its product is annotated as ATP-dependent RNA helicase TDRD9-like. The transcript has 5 exons. Bases 1 to 525 code for a protein of 174 amino acids. The record is from RefSeq and is a predicted model, not a curated record. Gene Ontology annotation, cellular component: intracellular anatomical structure. Gene Ontology annotation, molecular function: RNA binding; ATP binding. NCBI's taxonomy places the organism in Eukaryota, Metazoa, Chordata, Amphibia, Anura, Bombinatoridae.